Penicillium brasilianum is the source of this 1952-nucleotide messenger RNA. NCBI's taxonomy places the organism in Eukaryota, Fungi, Ascomycota, Eurotiomycetes, Eurotiales, Aspergillaceae. The record is from the annotation of a GenBank genome assembly.
ACGAGGCGUCCGUUUCUGGCGGGGAAACCGCAACUCUCGGAACCUCAUUUCCAACCUCCCAACCCUUCCAAAGCCUCCUUCCAUCAAUCCCAUCGCCUUUUCAUCAUCAAUCCAUCAUUUUUGCCAUUCCCCUCUUCCCAUCCUAUCUCGAAAUUUCCUCUGAUCGACCUCCGCGCCUCUUCAUGAAUGCGUAGCCCCCAUCAACCAGCCGCCCUUCGGCCUCGCCUUGUCGCGCUCCUGCCACUCAUUCAGCUGCCAUGCAGAUCGAUCCGGCGGCCCUGAGUCGCACAGACUCAUCUAAUCCGGCCAAAAGCGCGGCAUCAAAUCCAUCGACGACGAUCAAGUCGUCGCGGACUCUACCUUCGGUGCCGCGCCUGGACCUGGAACAGUCCUAUACCGAGCUGAAGGCCGCCAUCGGAGACAAAUGGGCGGAGUACAAAGAGUCUACUGCCUUCUUUCUUCUAGGACAUUAUAACCAAAAUGAAUACGCGUCGCGAGUCGAUCACUUUUUAUGCGCCGAUACGAAACUUGAACAUCUACAUAAUAACUUCAUUUGCGCGAUCAUCGCAAACCUCACGCGCGACCUCCCCGACCAUGGCGUCGCAACAUGGGUCUCGGCUAACGAUAAGCCGUCUAUGGUCUCCAAGCCCAUCUCCGGAGACGCCGCCGAACAAAGAUUGAAGACGGAGGUUAUGCAAUUACCUCCAAGGGAUCGUCGGAGGAUCAAGGCUAUUGCAGAGCGAGAUUCUAACGAUACGGUUCCAAAUGAAUUGGAAAUAUAUCAUCAGGCGAAGCAGAUUAAACUUCCCAGUCAAGUUGCCGCAAGUGCGGGCGGACUCAAUAAGACAAAUUGGGAAUUGGAAAUCCGAAAACGAUAUGCGCAGCCUCUCGCCGCAGACUCUGGCGAGUUCCCUGAUGCCGAAUCUAUCUACGCCCGCAUGGUGCCCAUGUGUUACGAAGAAUCACUCCCUGGCGGUGCUGGCUUGCCGUGCGCGGAGUUCAUGGCCGUUGCUACAGAGACUUUUGUCAAGGAUGUCCUUUCCGCGGUGUUCUCGCGCACGCGCUCUAAUGGUCCGUCGGGUACCAUAAACGGCAUGAUGAUGCGCAAGUACCGCCAACAAUUGGAGCGCGAGGAACUUGCAUUUACCCGAGGGGAAAUUGUGAAAGACACCGCCACUGGGCUGCUCCCCGUUGAGGCUAAAGAGGCUGCGACUCGUCGGUCGCUCGGUGUCAGGGAUCUUCGGCUUGCUUUGGAGUUGGGCCGUGGUGUCCUAGGUCAUAUGCCACUAAUCAUUGAUCAGAUUAUGGGCGGAUACUUUGAAGAUGAGCUUGAGACGGAGAAGCAGGACCGGUUAGAGAACGGGGUGGGCGGAGCUCAGGAAACCAAGACCGAGGCUAAUGAUGAUGACGAGAUGGAUGUGGAUGACGAUGAUGAUCUUGCCCUUUCGGAUUGGGAAGGAGGCACGGCUGUUGAUCGUGAGCAACUGAGCAGCUUGCUAGACGAUUGUUUAUCGAUGGCUGCUUGAGGAUCGAGGAAACAAGAAUUGAUACCCAUACCCCCCACCCACUAACUGCUUUCACUUCUUUCUCAUUGCUUCUCCCUUCGACCUCGAUAUACACCUGCGACACUAUCCUUCUGUCACCCCUUUCUUUUGUGUUUCUUCUUGCGUUAUUGAUUCCGGUCUAGGGUGGUGGGACAAUCACGGCGUCUGGAAAUUAUCGGUGCUGCCAUUUGCAGACUACAUCUGGUACAAGCAGGGCAGCCCAUUUUACGUUCUGCAUAUGGUUCUGGUGUUUGCCUCUUGAGCCAUGUGAUGUACAGUAUUUAUUCUUCUUUUUUAUUUACCUUAUCGUUUCCUUGCUGGCGAUGUGCAGGGACAGCAGCACCAGGCAGAGGAGAAGGGUGUAUGAUGGCCCGAUCUGGCCUCAGUAUUAAAAAGCUGAAAUGGUGG